AUGUCUCAAGUUUACGAGGGUUUCAACAUACACGCCCAGUUGGACCAUCUACAUAUGCGCUAUCCUGGCACUGGUCAUGCUGAUAUGGGCCGCUAUGAAUGGGCUACCACUAUUCAUAGGGAUACGAUGGCAUCCCAUGUGGGUCACCAGUCGAGACUGGCAUACAUCGCCAUAUGUGAGAAUGAGCCCAUUGCUAGAGUACGAUACAACUGCCUUAUGAGUAUGUUGCAUCCAAUAACGAGACCGGCCACCAAGGAAGAGCGCGAGAAGAUGGAGAACUGA
Messenger RNA from Perkinsus marinus ATCC 50983, 282 nucleotides. Its product is annotated as Splicing factor 3B subunit, putative. Bases 1 to 282 code for a protein of 93 amino acids. Gene Ontology annotation, biological process: mRNA splicing, via spliceosome. Gene Ontology annotation, cellular component: U2 snRNP; precatalytic spliceosome. The transcript has 4 exons. NCBI's taxonomy places the organism in Eukaryota, Perkinsozoa, Perkinsida, Perkinsidae. The record is from RefSeq and is a predicted model, not a curated record.